AUGUUUUCUUGCUUUGGGCACGAUGGCGAUGAGAAUGAACGCGAGCCACUGCUGCCGCGGUACAAUGACGAUACCGCCCGCCAGGCGCGGCUGCACGAAAAGCUGCAUACCUACCAGAUGCUGCGCGCCAUGUCCAAGGGAUAUAUGCCGUCCACAGAGCAGACAAAAACACAAUUGAGAACCCUUCUUUCCUCGCAAAUCCUCAAUCCAUCAGAUACGGCUGGGCUGUCCAGCUCUGGGCGGGCGCUAGUUCGUACCACCAGAGAAUGGCUGCAACUCUUCAUCGAGCUUUUGGACCAGAAGAAUUCGCAGGACCAAAUUCAAGAUUUUAUAUGGUAUCUCACGAGCGCCAGAGUCAAUAUUGACGCCAAUGGUGCCGGAACAGUUUUUAACAAGGGCAAAGCCCAUGCCAAGGCUUCAGCAGCAGCAGAGGCGCUACGGACCGUCUUUUCUCUUGCGCUCCUGAACAACGACUUUCGCGUGUUGAUGGCAGACAUUGGCACCAUAUCUACCCAGAUACUCCGCGACGGCGCUUUCGCGGUUGGUCAGGUCUCCCAGCAGGCUGGCAAACAGCUCGACUCUAGCGUUGCAGGAGGGUCUGGCGAUUUGGCUGCGCUAAAGGCCACUGACAACAAGGCCAAGGAAAAGUUUACCAAGGAAGAGCUGAAGCAGAAAGCUGUCGAGGUCAAGGAUGACAUCAAGGAUGAUGCGGUGCAAGUCUCGGAGGAAAUGUAUACCAGCUUGCAAGACCACAUGGGUGAGGAGACGCAAAAGAUUCUGAUUAACCGCUUAAAGGCGGCAGUCAGCGGUCUUCGGCAGAAAAAGGAUUACCCCGAGGCUGUCUCGCAGCUCGCAGGGCUUUUGCAGCGUUGCGUCACCAUCUAUCUCUCUGCCGCGGGGGAGGCGGCCGAACAAGUCGAAGAGACCAUUGAGCUCAAUCGGCAAGCAAAGGAUGCUGCCACGAAUUUCUGGGGAUUCAUUUCCUCGUUUGGCGACAAGAGUCUCUGGGAUGACGUUGCUGCCUCGUUUCGCGACUUUGUCGACAAGAACCAGGAGAACAAGGCCAAUGCCGAGCAGCUUGCGCAGGAGCUCAUCACAAUGGUGCAAAAGAUGCUUUCUGAUCCAGAAUUCCUCGACAAUUUUGGAGAAAAGAAGGAGGAACUCAAGGAAAAGACCAAAGAAUUGACCAAGGACUCAUCCCUGAGUGAUGACAUUUCUCAUCUAAUCAACACCACGCAGUCCGCUGUGCAUUCAGCUUUUCACGAUCCAGCCGUUCAGAAGUUGGUCUCGUCGUCGUUUCGUCUUGCUGAAAUUCUCUUCCCGACAGGCCAGAACAGCAAUUCAGAAUUAGUGACGGACUUUGGAAACAUAUUCUUGCCGCUCUUGGUGCAGGCGGUGCAACAUUUGCCGAUUCCACGCCUCGAGGUUGCAACUCCCAAGGUUGACCUUUUACUGGAGAAUCUCAUCUUGCAACCCGGUAAAACAGUCAACGAGAGCUCGUUCCUUCCAUACAAUGUCCAUUCCAUGACACGAAACGACUUGGACGUUACCAAGCUCCGAUUUGGGACGGCGUCUUCCAUGACGAAUCUGCUCACCAUCAAGCUGACGGGCAUCUCUGUGGCGGCGCAAGACUUGGGCUACUGGAUGCGCGUGCACUCUGGCCUCUUGCGCUUCAUGGACGAGGGCCUCGCCGGGUUCCAUCUUGACGAGCGCGGCAUCGACGUGGACGUGGAGCUCGAGAUUGGCCGAGACCGCCUCGAGGAGCUGGUAGUGCUCCGAAAUGCCAAAGUCAAGAUCCACCACCUCGACUACAAGCUGCGCAAGUCCAAGUUUGCCUGCCUCGCGUGGCUGUUCAAGCUGCUGCUGCGACCCAUCAUCCGCAAGGCGCUCGAGUCGACCAUGAAGUCGGCCAUUGCCGACGGCGUCAAGUCGCUCAACAGGGAGCUCGUGUUUGCGCGCGAGCGGCUGCGCGCGACGCGCGUGUGCAGCCCAGACAGCGUGUGGACCUUUUUCAAGGCCGUCGCGGCGAGGUUCAGGCUCGAGGACAACCCCGACGUCUCCGCAAGAGUUGGCGUCAAGCCGGGACAAAACGUCUUUAGGGGACGCUAUGCACCGGGAAGCUUGGUGAAGCUGUGGGAGCAAGAGGCCGAAGACGCGCAACAGAAUAUACACGAAUACAGACGUGAUGGGUGGAGAAACGAUAUCUUUAGCGUACAGACUGUUCCCUUGUAG
Molecule: messenger RNA, 2232 nt
Organism: Beauveria bassiana ARSEF 2860
Lineage: Eukaryota; Fungi; Ascomycota; Sordariomycetes; Hypocreales; Cordycipitaceae
Exons: 1
Coding region: 1-2232 (743 amino acids)
Molecular function (GO): lipid binding
Source: RefSeq, a predicted model, not a curated record